Messenger RNA from Penaeus chinensis, 1609 nucleotides. Its product is annotated as alpha-(1,3)-fucosyltransferase C-like. Gene Ontology annotation, cellular component: membrane. The record is from RefSeq and is a predicted model, not a curated record. Bases 1 to 1368 code for a protein of 455 amino acids. The transcript has 10 exons. Lineage: Eukaryota; Metazoa; Arthropoda; Malacostraca; Decapoda; Penaeidae. Gene Ontology annotation, molecular function: alpha-(1->3)-fucosyltransferase activity.
AUGGCCGGUACAGGAAUAAAGGCCCUCGGGACAGGCAGAUUUCGGGUUUCCCAUAUGAACGGACAAGCGAAUACCUCUGGCGCUCCUCCUUUUCGAGGCUUGCGAGCCGUGUCAUGCAGAGUGACGAUCGCUAUUGCUCUUGCAUUAUUGGCGCUGAAUUUGCUCAUCAAGACAACUGACGUGCAUAAUGCAAACGACUCAGGGAAGAUCAGAAGCCUCCCCCGCCAGAGCUGCGCGCUGCCCAAACGAAUUCUGGUCUGGACGACGUACUGGACAGAGCAGAGUUUCGGCUGGGAGAAAAUAUUCUACAGGCAAGUAUCCCGGCAGUGCGAUGUCAGCACCUGUGAGCUAGUGUACGACCACCGGCUGCUGCCCACCGCUGACGCCGUGCUCUUCCACCCGAUUGACCUCCACCCCGAGUACGAGCUGCCCGCCCACCGCGACCCGAGGCAGCUCUGGAUCUUCUUCAGCGUCGAGGCUCCUCCUGGUGGGCAAGCUCCUCUGUGCUCAAUGGUGGAUGAUCAGCACGUGAAUCUGACGCGCCUCGGUGGCGUCUUCAACUGGACCAUGACGUACCGCCUGGACUCCGACGUCGUGGUUCCGUACGGGCGAGUCACAUCCAAGUCGUCUGACAACUUCACGCUCACAAGUAAGGACUACUGGUCGAGCAAGGACCCGUCCAAACUGGCAGCGUGGAUGGUGAGCCACUGCGGCACUCCAGGGCGAAGGGAGUGGUUCGUCAAGGAACUGGUCAGACACAUGAAAGUGGAUGUUUUCGGACGCUGUGGACACAAAAAAUGCGGGAAGAAUAUAUCCAUCAAGACUCUUGGCAGUUUCGACCAAGACAAAUGCAAUGCAGAGAUCGGGCAGUACAUGUUCUAUUUUGCUCUGGAGAACGCUAUAUGCCAAGAUUACGUCUCAGAGAAGUUCUUCCUGGCGCUGCAGCUGGACGUCAUUCCGGUGGUGUUCGGAGGCGGGAACUACGCGGCCAUCGCCCCGCCCAGGUCCUACAUCAACGCCCUGGACUUCCCUUCUCCCAAGGCCUUGGCCGACUACCUGAAGGUGGUGGCCAGUAAUGCAACGCUCUAUAAUAAAUACCUUGAGUGGAAGGACCAUUACAGCGUGGAGCUCGGCCACCCGUUUUCCACCAUGGUAUGCGACUUGUGCGCCAAGCUGCAUGACCCGAGAUCCUUUGAGCUCCCGCGAAUUGCCCGCUCUAGCGCAGAGGCCGCCGGAGUGGUGCUGAGCGUCCAAGGCCGCGACUCCAGCGGAAGUUACCCGGACAUCGAGAGCUGGUUCGUGAAGGGCAGCGCGUGCCGCAGGUGGUGGGCGGGGCCGUACGACCGCAGGGAGCAUUGGAAGCCUUAGCGGGACGAGGAAUUGCUCUCAAUGCAAAUGCAACACUCUGUGCGUUACCUAAGGAACAUCAGAUUUAUUUCUUCAAGUGUGUGCAAUAGGCUGUUUCAUUAAACCUGAUGUGUGCAAAUGGGAGCCUCUCUGAAGAAACUGACAUGGGCAUUUUGGCCACGUUUCUUUUAUGCUUACUUCUUUUAUCUUUUGAAUCUAUGCGUCAAAAUAUUACCGACGUAGGUGAGGUUGUACAUGAAGA